Podospora pseudopauciseta is the source of this 1458-nucleotide messenger RNA. RefSeq lists its product as uncharacterized. The transcript has 3 exons. The record is from RefSeq and is a predicted model, not a curated record. Bases 1 to 1281 code for a protein of 426 amino acids. Lineage: Eukaryota; Fungi; Ascomycota; Sordariomycetes; Sordariales; Podosporaceae.
AUGUUGGAUCAAAUCAUCAUCUUGCAGGAUUCCGCCCAGCGGCUCUCGACGACCUACAACAGCCUGACCUACCGUGUCCUAUGCAGUGAUAACAGUUUCAGAGAUCUUGCCAAUAGCAUCAAGGCCGUCUCCAUGGCACUAGACUCCUGCAGAGGCCUUCUUGGACAGCUCAGGUCUGGUACUACCAGCAUCCCUAUAACCUCUGAUCUAUCCCCGCGACUUGAGGCGAACCUUAAGGAGUGCAAGGUGGCCUUUGCGGACGCCUAUGAGAAGGCAAAAAAGAUGAUGCCCCAGCAAGGUUUCACAAAGCUGUGUUUCCCACAGGAGUAUUGCUCCCACAAGCUGUCUGAGAUAUAUCAACUUGCUGAGAUGCAUCGGUUGACGAGUCGGUUGUAUGCGAGGGAACGAGAGAUUUAUCGGGUUGUUCAGGCUGUUAGGUUACAAAUAGCCUCACCGCUCCUACAAACUUCCCAAAACAUCCUCUCCAACGUGCGACAGCCAUUCGGUCAACCUCUCCCAAUCCGAGGUACCCAACCCGGCCUUCAAUUCCAACCCCAGAGAUUCCAAUGGCAAUUCAACACGCCCAACAUCAACGAAAAGUCACACCGCCCUCCACGACAUGUGCACCACCACCAGGAAAAGCACCAAGACCGCCACCGUCAUCGAGUCCUCCUAGGAAAAGGGGCCGACCCAACCGCCACGCUGAACGCGGCCUCUUCUCAGUUAACAGCCAUACACCUCGCGUCCUAUCACAACAACGUGGCCGCGCUGGAAGCCAUCAAAGAAAGCAUGACAACGAUCAGAACAUUUACAUACACGCCUCAAUAUCGAAUACACACCCGAUACACCCAAUUCCAGCCCACCAAUUACACCGGCCAGUGGAAGUGGACAAAUCUGCUCAAACAAAAAAAUUUCUGGGGUAUGACCCCCCUUCACUGGGCGGCUACUGGUGUCUGUCCUGAGGCGAUAAAGUUCUCACUCAAAGAGGUGGAGGACGCCGGGCUGAGGCGGGAGGUGAUCGAUAGCAAGGAUAGAGAGGGGAGGACGGCAUUGCUUGUUGUGGGGCUGGGGUGUAAUAAGUUUGGGGGUAAAGACGCGGUGACAAAGAUUGCAAAGGCUCUCGUGAAGGCGGGGGCGAGCCCUGAUGUGGCGGAUUGGAGGGGGCAGACGCCGAGGGAAAUGCUGACCGAUCUUGAGAUUGAGAAGCCUGAUUUUCCACAGAAGGAGCAGCAGACAUAUGGUGUUGCCGGGGGAUACUAUCAGGGUUAUGGUGGUUAUUAAGGUUACAGGCAUCAGGGAUAUUAAGGAGGGGGGCAGCAAAGUGAUGGUUUGCCGGUUUAGGGAGGGACUAACUACCUAGGAGGUUGGACUAGGUGAGGGCCAUAAUUCGAGUUGUGAGAAGUUAACUCCAAAUCGUAUUGUUGAAGCCAUCACCAACUUUGUCGUUGAUCUCGGGAU